CCAUCUGAUACAAAAUUCGUUCUCUAUCCUUUCUUUUAUGUCUAAAAAUAUCCCAACUUUCCUCUCUGAAGGCUGUCUAACUCUGUUCCGCCUCACCAUGUCGAUCACCGACCCUUGGCCCUUCUCUUAAACAAUUUUCCCCUUUGCAGGACUCUGAAUUCAUCCAUAAAGAUUCAAUCUCUAUCCUUCUCCAUCGCUUCUUCUCUUCAAUUUGUACAGAUUAACCAUGCGGAAGACGCGGGGUUUCAGGCUUGGACGAAAGCUCUUGACGGUCUUCAAAUGGGCUCUAACGCGUAAACGGAAGCAAUCCUUGUACAAUCGUUUAGAGGUCCCAUCACCUCCGAGCAGGAAAAGCAAGACGUUGUGGAAAAUCAAAGACUGGGGUCGCACUCUGAAGCGAAGAGUGAAGGGGCUAUGCUGUGGGAUACCCACGCCAGGAUACGAGCGUUUAGGGCAGAAGUCAUUGGCAGCGAAGCCGGUGACGGCGGUGCCCAAAGGAUACUUGGCGGUGUACGUGGGAGAGAAGGACGGAUACUCACAUCGGUUUUUGGUACCUGUGAUCUACUUCAACCAUCCACUGUUCGUGGAGUUGUUGAGGGAAGCAGAGGAGGAAUACGGGUUCCAGCAUCCAGGUGGAAUUACUAUCCCCUGCCAUUUGUCGGAUUUCGAGAACGUACAGACAAGGAUUGCCGCCGGCGAGGGGUUCCGGAAACGGGCAUUGAAGUGUCGCAGUCGAUGACGUUGAUCAUGACGAUAAAAAUAUAUCAACGAUCACCAA
This is a messenger RNA of Telopea speciosissima, 778 nucleotides long. Its product is annotated as auxin-responsive protein SAUR36-like. The transcript has a single exon. Lineage: Eukaryota; Viridiplantae; Streptophyta; Magnoliopsida; Proteales; Proteaceae. The record is from RefSeq and is a predicted model, not a curated record. Gene Ontology annotation, biological process: response to auxin. Bases 227 to 739 code for a protein of 170 amino acids.